AGAACCAAAGGACUCCACUUUGAGUUAGAAACUCCCUUGUCUUCUCUUCACUUCUUCUGAAGUAAGAGAGAAGGGCCAAAAAGAAGGGAUUUUUUUUUUGUUACAGUUUGUGUCUUUAUUGGUCAGCAAUGGCAAGUCAAGAGAGUACUGAUGGAAGACACACAAAUGGGUUGCGGUUAGAUUCAUCUGCAGAACAUCAUGAAAGAUGUCCUGUUGAAGAAGUGGCUUUAGUUGUGCCUGAAACUGACGAUCCAACACUUCCUGUCUUGACUUUUCGUGCAUGGUUUCUGGGUUUAACUUCAUGCGUAAUACUUAUCUUCUUGAACACUUUUUUCACUUACCGUACACAGCCACUUACUAUCUCUGCCAUUCUUAUGCAAAUUGCUGUGUUGCCUGUUGGCAAGUUCAUGGCUAAGACUUUGCCUACGAAAGAUUAUAGGAUUUUGGGGUGGAGUUUUAGUUUGAAUCCAGGGCCUUUUAAUAUGAAAGAACAUGUGAUUAUCACUAUUUUUGCGAACUGUGGUGUCUCUUAUGGUGGUGGUGAUGCUUAUUCUAUUGGUGCCAUUACUGUUAUGAAGGCUUAUUAUAGGCAGAGUUUGAGUUUUCUUUGUGGGCUGCUCAUAGUCUUGACUACUCAGAUAUUGGGAUAUGGAUGGGCUGGGAUGCUAAGGAGAUACCUGGUUUAUCCUGUAGAGAUGUGGUGGCCUUCCAAUCUAGCUCAGGUUUCUCUGUUCAGAGCACUGCAUGAAAAGGAGCCGCAAAGUAAAGGCAUGACAAGGAUGCGAUUCUUCCUCAUUGCCAUGACAGUAAGCUUUUUCUAUUACGCAGUCCCUGGUUACUUGUUCCCAAUCUUGACAUUCUUCUCGUGGGUCUGCUGGGCAUGGCCUCACAACAUGACAGCUCAACAAAUAGGGUCAGGAUACCAUGGUCUUGGUGUUGGUGCCUUCACUCUUGAUUGGGCUGGGAUUUCGGCCUACCAUGGCAGCCCCCUUGUUGCUCCUUGGUCUUCCAUUGUCAAUGUUGCGGUUGGCUUUAUUAUGUUCAUCUACGUUAUAGUCCCUGUGUGUUAUUGGAAGUAUAACACUUUUGAUGCUCGGAAGUUUCCAAUAUUUUCUAAUCAGCUGUUCACUUCUAGUGGGCAAAAAUAUGAUACUACAAAGAUCCUGACCCCAGAAUUUCAACUUAACAUUCCUGCUUAUGAUAGCUACAGCAAGCUUUAUCUUAGUCCUCUAUUUGCCUUGUCGAUUGGAUCAGGAUUUGCAAGGUUCACGGCAACUCUCACCCAUGUGGCACUGUUUAAUGGAAGGGAUAUUUGGAAGCAAAGUAGGAAAGCAAUGCAGAAUGUGAAAUUGGAUGUUCAUGCAAAAUUGAUGAAAGCUUACAAAGAAGUUCCCGACUGGUGGUUCUAUAUUCUGUUAGCAGGGAGUGUUUUCCUCUCAUUGUUAAUGUCUUUUGUUUGGAAAGAAACUGUGCAGCUGCCGUGGUGGGGUAUGCUCUUUGCCUUUGGCUUGGCUUGGCUUGUUACCCUUCCUAUUGGGGUUAUUCAAGCAACUACCAACCAGCAACCUGGCUACGACAUAAUAGCACAGUUCAUGAUUGGAUAUGUCCUACCAGGACAACCAAUUGCAAACCUGCUUUUCAAGAUUUAUGGACGAAUCAGCACGGUCCAUGCUCUUUCUUUCUUAUCUGACCUUAAACUUGGACACUACAUGAAAAUUCCACCACGGUGCAUGUAUGUAGCUCAGCUUGUGGGAACUUUAGUUGCCGGUACAGUCAAUCUUGCAGUUGCGUGGUGGAUGUUGGAGAACAUUGAAAAUAUCUGUGAUGUUGAUUCGCAAGAUUCCAACAGUCCUUGGACGUGUCCUAAGUACCGAGUUACUUUUGAUGCUUCUGUAAUCUGGGGCCUCAUUGGACCAAAAAGGCUCUUCGGACCUGGUGGCCUCUACAGGAACUUGGUAUGGCUGUUCCUCAUUGGAGCUUUCUUGCCGGUGCCUUUUUGGGUACUGAGCAAAAUGUUCCCUGAAAAGAAAUGGAUUGCAUUGAUAAACAUUCCAGUUAUAUCUUAUGGUUUUGCCGGAAUGCCACCCUCUACUCCCACCAACAUUGCAAGCUGGCUUAUCACUGGAACCAUCUUCAACUACUUUGUCUUCCGAUAUCGCAAGCGCUGGUGGCAGAAGUAUAAUUAUGUUCUGUCUGCGGCAUUGGAUGCUGGGACAGCUUUCAUGGGUGUUCUAUUGUUCUUUGCUGUGCAGAACACAGACAAAAAAUUGAGUUGGUGGGGUGCAGAACUUGAUCACUGUCCUUUGGCUACAUGUCCAACAGCGCCAGGAAUUGUGGUUAAGGGAUGCCCUGUCUUUUGAAUAGUUAUGCAGCCAUUAUAGUUAAAGCCAAAGCUGGUUUAGUGUAGUUUUAAGAGAUGGAGAAGAAAUUGGAAACAGUGAUAGAGAACUUUUAGGUAUCGAUUUUCAUUUUGCAUGCUUGUACAUGCUUCUUUCCUUACUAAAAAUUUGCCGUUCUUAGCA
Molecule: messenger RNA, 2522 nt
Organism: Populus trichocarpa (black cottonwood)
Lineage: Eukaryota; Viridiplantae; Streptophyta; Magnoliopsida; Malpighiales; Salicaceae
Product: oligopeptide transporter 3
Exons: 6
Coding region: 129-2360 (743 amino acids)
Biological process (GO): transmembrane transport
Molecular function (GO): oligopeptide transmembrane transporter activity
Source: RefSeq, a predicted model, not a curated record